AUGUCCUCGUGUGCAGUUCGACGGAGUGACAAGCCGACACUGGAAAGCCACUUCGCAUACGACGAUGCUGCUGCUGCUGCUCCGGAACGUGCUACUACUACUUCUUCCUUCUCCUCUUCCUCUUCCCAACUGGCUCGCACCGACAACCACUUUUACCACGCCUCCUCCAGUCCACAUCUCUCUUCCUCCCCAUCCUCCUCCUCCCGGUCCUCGUCUCACCCACUCUCUCCACCACCGGCCCUCUCUCCCUCCCCGCAUCCCACGUUCCUGCUACCUGCCAUCUCCUCCUCUCUGGCCCUGACAGUAGCCGCGCUACGAGCCCACCAGGUCAUCGCCGUCCCCACCGACACCAUAUACGGCUUUGCUGCUGAUGCGCAGCGAGUGUGGGUGGCGGUGGGGGAUGAGCGGCCAGCACAGGGGAUCGCGCGCAUUAACGAGAUCAAGGGUCGGGAUUUCAACAAGCCUCUAGCGAUCGCGGUGGCGGACAUUGCUGACGUGGCAGUGUAUGCAGAGAUCGAGCACCUGCCGCCCGAGCUGCUGCCGGCACUGUUGCCAGGCCCAGUCACACUAGUUCUCCCCCACCGUGAGUCCUACCUCCCCGAUACACCCCUCGCUCACCCGCACAGUCCCCUCCAUCACGACGCAUCCCCACUUCGCCCUUCAUUCGCGCUCUCGCGCGCCUGCUCUCUGCGCCGCUCGCCCUCACAUCUGCCAACCUCUCAGGCCACCCGUCUGCCAUUGCAGCAGAGGAGUUUAGGGCACUCUGGGGGAUGUGUGCGGCGGUGGUGGACGGGGGGAGCAGGCAGAGGAGAUGCGGCAAGGGCCGACAAUUGUAGAGCUGGUGCUGCCGGGGCAGUUCAAAGUGAUCCGGGCAGGCAGCCUCCUCCCAUCAUCCUCGCAACCUCUAUGAAGCGGACAGAGGGGCAGCCGAGGGUGCCCGGAGCACCCCAGGGAGCGCAGCAGGCAGGGGGGCAGCCGGGGGUGACCAGAGCACCCCAUGGAGCGCAGCAGCCAGGGGGGCAGCCGGGGGUGACCGAAGCACCCCAGGGAGAGCAGCAGUUGGGGGGGCAGCCGGGGGUGACCGGAGCACCCCAGGGAGCGCAGCAGGCAGGGGGGCAAUCGAUGGACGGCCGGGAGCAGCAGUUGGAGGAGUGGAUCCGACUUUUGGAGUUUGAUACCCCCAUGGCGACUGCGGAGGAGUCACAGGCGGACAGAGAACCUCCCAAGCCGCAUUCCCCAUGCCCCCGUUUUCCGUCAGAAGGCGCUGAUCACGGAGUGGCUGGGUCGUUCUGGGAGGGGAGGUGGUGGAAGCUGUUCGACUCUGCCAUGGUGGCGGCGCGGCCAACAGUUUGCCCACUUUCCUACACUUGCUCUGACCAAGACCCGGAUGCCAUCCGCCUGUCACGGUGCCGAUCUCGGUGCAAAGUGGGGGAGUGGAGCCGUGGAUUGGCCUGCCUUAUGGCAGGGGAGUUGGCUAGACCGUCUGAGGCCAUGGUGCAGUCGCUGCGAGAGAAGCACCUUGCCAGCACUGGCGAUGUACCACAGUGGGUCCACGAUUUCACCGUUGAUGCUGCUCAGCGGCCUUCACUCACGACCGACAUCCUGACCAGAGCUAUCCAUACAGCCGCUCGAGCUUCAGCAGCAGGGCCAUCGGGGUGGGUCACAGAGCAUCUGCGCGACACCUUCCUCACUGAACCUUCCUGCCUUUCCCACCUGUUGGAAGUGUUCAACCAAAGGGUGGCGGGACAGGUCCCCGAGCGGGCUCGGCCGUGGCUCGCCGCAUCCAACCUAGUUGGGCUUUCCAAGCCUAACGGCAACGUCCGGCCGGUGGCGAUCGGGGAGGUGCUUCCUCGUAUCCUUGCUCGAGCUCUCUGCAUCUCACUCCGCCCUGCGAUGGCUUCCUACUUCCUGCCGUGCAACCAGCUGGGAGCGGGCACCAGGGUCGGGGCGGAGAUUCUCACUCAUUCUUUCCGGUCAGCGUUGGCCACUCACCCCGACUGGUGUGCGCUACAGAUAGACGUCGCAAAUGCCUUCAAUUCAUUUCACCGCCAUGCGAUGUUUGAUGGGCUGCGGGAGUCGCCGUUCUCAGGGAUGAUCCCAUUCUUGCGUGUUUUCUAUGGGACACCUAGCGACCUGUACCUCCGAGCGGGCCCUUUCGUACAGAGCCUCAAGUCGGCACGGGGAUCGAGGCAGGGGGACCCGCUCGGCCCUUUUCUUUUCGCGUUCACGCGGCAGCAGGUGAUGGAGCCGGUUACUAGGGAGUUCGGGGACCUACUUUUCCUCAACUAUGCAGACGAUACCUAUAUUUUGGGGCCAGCGGCUAGGAUUCUGGAGGCUUUUGGGGUGCUGCGGGAGCGGUUGGAGUGGGUGGGGCUGGAGGUGCAGGUGCACAAGUGUCGGUUUUGGGAGCGCGAGGGCGGGGAUGUGGAGCAGGCACUGCCAUUGGGGAUGCAGCGGGUGGAAGAGGGUCUUACUGUGGUGGGCAUGCCUAUUGGGGAGGAGGAUUGGGAGGUGGUCCAGCUACGGGAGCGGCUUCGACAGUUGCAGGCGCCACUGCCAUGGCUCCCCCUGCUCGACCACCCCCAGAUGGCUUCACACCUCCUCGCCAUUGCAGUUUCAGCGCGACCGAUGUACCUUGCCCGGACUAUGCCGCCACGUCCAGAGGUGGUUGAGGCUUUUAGGGAUUGGGAUAUCUGUUUGGAGGAUUGCUUUGAGCAGCUUUUCCCACCUGGCACUUGGGAGAAGGACCCCGACCGGUCUAGGCGAGCACGCAUGCAGCUGCAUCUCCCUGUGCGACUCGGAGGGUUCGGGAUCCGGGCGGCGGCCUCUUUGUGCGGGUGGGCACAGGCCACGCGUGACAUAGCACAGUUAGGGGUGGCGGGCGAGGAGGCGGUGUUUGCAGAGUACCUCACCACUUCGACAGGGGCAGAGUUUCUUGACCCGUGGUUUGUCAAGGCUCUUGAGCACCUGCCAGCGACUAUCCGCCAGGAGAUGCCGAGCUUACCUCUGUGUGUAGCGGCCCCUCCUCUUCGGCUUUUCCAGGUGCGGCAGCAGCAGUUAGCUGUAGAGGAGCUCCACGCACUACUCCGCUCGGCUCGUGACGAUGCUACCCUGGCCCGUUUUACAUCCCUUCAGGGCCCAGGGGCGGGUGCAUGGGUUUCGGCGGUUCCAAGUCACUCAGAUCUCACAUUCACUAUGGCUGAGUGGGGCAUUGCUACUGCUAUACGCCUUGGGCUCCCAAUUCAGCAGCUGCAGGUGGCGGGGAGGUUUGUUUGCGGGACAGCGUAUGUUGACCCGGUGGACCCGCAUCAUGCCCUGAGAUGCAAGCACCAGCAUGGUCCAUCUCGGGUGCAUGAUGAGAUGAAGUUUGCGAUGGCGAAGAUCUCGAAGGUGUCCGGGGGGGCGGUGACAAUGGAGGAUAGUGUCGUGCUGCCUGUGAAGCGGGUUGAUGUGGCGGUCGACGACCAAUGGCUGGAGAGGCUCACGCCCUAG
Molecule: messenger RNA, 3492 nt
Organism: Closterium sp. NIES-65
Lineage: Eukaryota; Viridiplantae; Streptophyta; Zygnematophyceae; Desmidiales; Closteriaceae
Source: the annotation of a GenBank genome assembly